AUGGAGCCCGGAAUGGAAGCUGAGACGUUGGAGUCCAGGAUCAAUAGAGCUACAAAUCCUUUAAAUAAGGACUUGGAAUGGGACAACAUAAAUGCUUUUUGUGACCAGCUGAACAAAGAAUUAGAGGGCCCACCCCUAGCAACCCGGCUCCUAGCCCACAAGAUCCAGUCUCCACAAGAAUGGGAAGCCAUGCAGGCUCUCACGGUGCUAGAGGCCUGUAUGAAAAACUGUGGCAAGCGCUUUCAUGAUGAAGUUGGCAAGUUUAGGUUCCUUAACGAGCUCAUCAAGGUUGUAUCACCAAAGUAUCUAGGAAACAGAACUGCAGAAAAAGUGAAAUCCAAAAUCUUAGAAUUGAUGUAUAGCUGGACGUUGGGUCUGCCCCAGGAAGUGAAAAUUACAGAAGCAUAUCAGAUGUUGAAAAAACAAGGGAUUGUAAAAUGUGACCCCAAGUUGCCAGAGGACGCGUCUUUCCAUCCACCUCCUCCUAGACCAAAGAAUGUAAUCUUUGAUGAUGAAGAGAAAUCCAAGAUGCUGGCCCGUCUGCUCAAAAGUUCCCAUCCUGAAGAUCUCCGAGCUGCCAAUAAACUCAUCAAAGAGAUGGUUCAAGAAGACCAAAAGCGAAUGGAGAAGAUCUCCAAGAGAGUGCAUGCCAUUGAAGAAGUAAAUAACAAUGUGAAACUGCUGACUGAGAUGGUGACUAACUAUAGCAAUGGAGGGAUGACAGAGAGCAGCGAGGAUCUCAUGAAAGAGCUGUAUCAGCGCUGUGAACGCAUGAGGCCCAUGCUUUUCAGGCUUGCUAGUGACACAGAGGACAAUGAUGAAGCACUUGCUGAAAUUUUGCAAGCUAAUGACAACUUAACGCAAGUGAUCAAUUUGUACAAGCAGAUUGUGAAAGGAGAGGAGAUCAAUGGUGAAACUACAGCAGGUUUUCUCCGAGGUAGCACUUCUGCACUUCUGGAUCUGUCAGGACUGGACGUGCCACCUGCCUACCCAGCUGUACCAACUUUCUCAGGCUGUAGCUCAGCAACUGUGCCAGAACAAAGCAGCUCAGUCUCUCUAUUGGACGAUGAGCUCAUGUCACUAGGGCUUACUGAUCAAGCAACUUCUUCAGUCCAAGGCACAGACAACAGUGGGUGGAACAGUUUCCAGUCAUCUGAGAGCCCUGAAGUCAGUGUCUCUUCAGGACCACCGGCUGCAGUCGGGAAAGCUGAAGCUGGACUGCCUGCAUCUCCUGCUGCCACGAGUGGUAUGGAUGAUCUGGAUCUGCUAGGCAAGACCCUGUUACAACAGUCUCUUCCCCCAGAGUCUCUUCAAGUCCGAUGGGAGAAGCAGCCACCUCCUCGACUAACCUUGCGUGACCUCCAAAACAAAAGCACUUCCAGCCCAUCUCUGAGCACCAAUAGCACUCCAUCUGUCUUCCCAAAUCUCUCUUCAAGCCCUGCUAUCACUUUGCCCUUGGAAAAAACAGCCCCUGUUUUGGCCCCUCAAGGGUCACCUACUCUUUCUGGAAAUGCAAGCCUUCCAGCAGGUCUCCCAGCUUCCACGCAUCCCUUAGAAUUCUCACUGAUGAAUGUCACUGUGCCUCUGGAAUCUAUCAAGCCAAGUAGCAUCCUCCCAGUGACUGUGUAUGACCAGCAUGGUUUCCGUGUCCUCUUCCACUUCGCCAAGGACUCUCUGCCUGACCGACCUGAUGUACUAGUGGUGGUCAUUUCUAUGCUAAGCACAGCCCCUCUGCCCAUUAGGAACAUCAUCUUUCAGUCUGCUGUCCCCAAGGUGAUGAAAGUGAAACUGCAGCCACCUUCAGGGACAGAGCUCCCACCAUUCAACCCAAUAGUGCCCCCUACAGCAAUCACCCAGGUCCUCCUGCUUGCAAAUCCACAAAAGGAGAAAGUAAGACUACGAUACAAGCUGACCUUCACCAUGGCAGAUCAGACUUACAAUGAAAUGGGAGAUGUGGACCAGUUCCCCCCUCCAGAAUCAUGGGGAAAUCUCUAGUGCCUCAGCCGGUGUGCUGGGUCAUGUUUCUAAAGAUUCCGCCUCGCUUAGGACCAGAGCCUUCCCGGGAUUGGCUGCUGUUUGGACUCUGCUUUCAGACUGCAAAGGCAGGCACAGGAGGAGGAGGAGAGGCAGAGAAGACCAAGAGGGGGAUGCCUGUCUUGGGGUUGGAGGGACAAGAAGGAUUGAGUUGCUGUCUGUUCUUUGAUUUCUGUUCUUAUUUGAUUUGUCCUUUAUCCUCAUCCUGUUGUCUCACUUUUUGCUUUUUCUUGAGUGGAAUAAUAAUCAUAUCAGCACAGAUGGGCUUUGAAGAGAGACACUUUAGAUCUUCUGUACAGCUUUCCCAACUGCUGAAGUAGUAUUGGAUCUUACACUUUCCCAUUAAUACCACUUCUGAACAAGCAACCCUGACACGUUCAGGUUAAUAGAUCAGUUUUGUUUUUUUGCUGCAGCACAAAAGCUGCAAGACAAAAGAUGCGGCAAGAUAAGUACCCAGUACUUUGUCACAGGAGAACUAGCUGUCCCAUUUAAAGCUUUGUGAAUUAAAUAUCUUUAGGACUACA
Messenger RNA from Protobothrops mucrosquamatus (brown spotted pit viper), 2558 nucleotides. It is a transcript of the gene GGA1, whose product is annotated as golgi associated, gamma adaptin ear containing, ARF binding protein 1. Gene Ontology annotation, cellular component: trans-Golgi network. The transcript is spliced from 17 exons. The coding region runs from base 1 to 1995 and encodes 664 amino acids. NCBI's taxonomy places the organism in Eukaryota, Metazoa, Chordata, Lepidosauria, Squamata, Viperidae. Gene Ontology annotation, biological process: intracellular protein transport; vesicle-mediated transport. Gene Ontology annotation, molecular function: ubiquitin binding; small GTPase binding; phosphatidylinositol binding. The record is from RefSeq and is a predicted model, not a curated record.